Saccharomycodes ludwigii is the source of this 1536-nucleotide messenger RNA. It is a transcript of the gene NGL2, whose product is annotated as RNA exonuclease. Lineage: Eukaryota; Fungi; Ascomycota; Saccharomycetes; Saccharomycodales; Saccharomycodaceae. The record is from RefSeq and is a predicted model, not a curated record. Gene Ontology annotation, molecular function: poly(A)-specific ribonuclease activity. Bases 1 to 1536 code for a protein of 511 amino acids. The transcript has a single exon.
AUGAAUUCAAAUUACUCAUUAGAAAAAGCUAUUGCAGCCCAUACUAUAAAUACCGAUACCAAGAACGAACUUCCUGAGAAUUCAAAAAAGAAAAACGAACAAAAGAAUGCAUCUACCAAAUCCAAUGAAAAAAAGAUGACUAAAAACACAUCCUCAAAAUUAUCACCGGAAGAAAUUCAUCAAAAAAGGUUAGCAAGAGAAGCUAAGAGAAAGGCGAGAAACGAUGCUUUGAUAGCAAAGGGCUUACAUCCUGAUUAUGAUGAAAACAUUGAAUUCAUUAAAAGACCAAUGUUGUCUGUUUUGCCCUCUAAUGCUACGCCACCAGUUGGCAUUCCCCUAACUAUUAUGAGCUAUAACAUGUUGGCACAAAGUUUGAUUAGAAGAAAAAUGUUCCCUACAAGCGGUAAUGUUUUAAAAUGGUUUGUCAGGAGUAAGCUUCUAAGCAAUGAAUUCAUCUAUUACAAACCAGAUAUAAUGUGUUUGCAAGAAGUCGACUAUAUUCAAUAUCAGAACUUUUGGAAAGAGAAAUUUUCCAACUGGGGAUACGAAUCCCAAUUUUAUAGGAAUCCAACCAAAAAUCAUGGAUGUUGUAUUUCUUGGAAAAAGUCGGUUUUCCAGCAAGGUUUUGUUGAUAGGAUGUUAAUUGAUUACGAUAAAGAACCUAGUGGUGACAUUGAGCCAAGAACUACUACAAAAAAUAUUGGCAUAGUAUUGGCCUUAAAAUUCCAAGAUAGUUAUAAACAAAAGUUUGCAAUCGAUUCAAAAACAACCGGUAUUAUAAUUGGUACAACUCAUUUAUUUUGGCACCCAUUCGGUACUUUUGAAAGAACUAGGCAAACAUUUGUUGUUUUAAAUAAAAUAAGGGAAUUUCAAAAAAGGAUAAACAUUUUAAACCCUGACACCAAGUGGUAUUCAUUUUUUUGUGGCGAUUUUAAUUCGCAACCAUUUGAUACACCAUAUUUAUCAAUUACUUCAAAACCAAUAAAUUAUGACAGUAACAAAAGAAUGAAAACAGUUAUCGAAUGUAGUUUGUCCUUUAAAUUUAGUAAAAAAAGAGACGGGGAUGAUGGAGACGAUGAAGAAGAUGGAAAUAUUGAACUGAGUAAAGAUCAACCCCAAAGUCCUGUUCCAUCAGAUUAUCAAGCUACUGAGGAACAAUACGAAUUAUGCCAACGUUUACAAAAAGUUCAUAAUAGUUUAAAUAUGAGAGCUAUUUCAUUAUACAGUAUUGGUUAUGGUAAAGUACAUCCUGAGAACGCUAAUGUUCAUCGCGAUAGAGGCGAACCUGAAAUAUCUAAUUGGGCCCAUACUUGGAGGGGAUUGUUGGAUUAUAUUUUUUUCAUUAGAUCAUGGGAUACCACCACUGAUUGUACUCAAAUUGAUGAUUUUGAUACUUUUGCCAAAGAAAAUGAUGUUUUGGUAACAAAAUAUCUAAGGUUACCGCCAGCUUCAGAGAUGACUGAGCAUGGUCAACCACACGAAAAGGAAUAUGGAAGUGAUCAUCUAUCAAUUAUGUGUGAAGUAUAUUUGAAGUGA